AUGACCAACGACAGCAGUAUGAGGUCUAUCCUACUGCGCUUCGAUCUCUUCUUCGCCGGAGCCGAUGCAGCCAUGCAGAAGCGGCUGCAGAAAGCUCUGGACGUGAUGCGCAGCGCCAUUGACAUCUUCGGUCUAGAGGGCGUUUGCUUCAGCUUUAACGGCGGAAAAGACUCGACCGUGGUGUUGCACCUGCUCCGUAUUGUAGUAGCCAAGCGUGUGCUGGAGGAGGCGCAACUAGCGCACUUAAAGGCCGAGCAGGAAGCUGAGAACGGCCCCAAGACGACUGUUACCUCGCCGCGAAACAGCUUCGUCUCUGCUGACUUGCUACAAGAAGAGGAGCUCGAAGCUCGUGUUAAGACGCAAUUGCAGCGUGUUCCAGUCAUGUAUUUCGACUCGUACGACCAGUUCCCGGAGGUCCGGGAGUUCACAGAGGAGUGUAACACGAAGUUCGCGCUCAGUUGUCACGUCUACAAGUGCUCGUUCGUGGAAGGCGUCAAGGACAUCUUGGACAAGCUCCAGGUCAAGGGCAUCUACAUGGGUGUGCGUGGAGGAGACCCGUACACAGAAGACAUGGAGCACUUCUCGCCUAGCAGUCCUGGCUGGCCUCCUUUCUUGCGUGUCAACCCCAUCUUAAAGUGGACGUAUGAUGAUGUGUGGAGCUUCCUACGCGACUGUCAGUUGGAGUAUUGCUCCCUGUACGAUCACGGGUACACGUCGCUAGGAAACAUAUUCGAUACGGUGCAGAACCCAGAGCUCUGGAGGACAGGAGAGGACGGCAAGGAGGGGUAUUACCUGCCUGCGUACGAGCUCAAGGACGGCAGCUCGGAACGCUGUGGACGGCAGAAAAAAGCGCACACGACGUCAAAAUCUGAGUAA
Molecule: messenger RNA, 876 nt
Organism: Phytophthora infestans T30-4
Lineage: Eukaryota; Oomycota; Peronosporomycetes; Peronosporales; Peronosporaceae
Product: FAD synthetase, putative
Exons: 1
Coding region: 1-876 (291 amino acids)
Biological process (GO): FAD biosynthetic process
Molecular function (GO): FMN adenylyltransferase activity
Source: RefSeq, a predicted model, not a curated record